Capsicum annuum is the source of this 392-nucleotide messenger RNA. RefSeq names its product putative defensin-like protein 162. The record is from RefSeq and is a predicted model, not a curated record. The coding region runs from base 41 to 265 and encodes 74 amino acids. Lineage: Eukaryota; Viridiplantae; Streptophyta; Magnoliopsida; Solanales; Solanaceae. The transcript is spliced from 2 exons.
UUCUAUUUACAUUUGAGUUCAUCAAACUUCAAUAAGUAAUAUGGCUAAGUUUUUGAACUCUAUCAUUUGUUUCUUUCUCAUUCUUUCAGCUGCAAUGACAAUUACUCAAGUGAAUGCUCAACAAAGAUGUACUGAUACUUUGACUACAAAAGAUUGCACCAUGGCUGAGUGUCAAAGUGAAUGUUUGAAGAAACAUAAUGGAAAUGGAGUUUGUACUGGUGGCAAUGAUGGGCCAUUAAGUUGUGUUUGUGUUUACAAUUGUUAGGUCUAAUAUUUCAACUCUUUCUCAUAAUAAUAAUAAUAAUAAUAAUGCCAGUUGUAAUUGAAUAAAAAAGUAUAUUAUAUAUUGUUGUUAGCAGUAUGAACCUCUUAUCGAUUGUCAACAUAUUUAU